UAUGGUGAACAGAUCGGUAUGGUGGGCAUGGGCAGCAUGGGCAGCAUGGGCUCCAUGAUGUCCCUUCUCUUCGCUGCAAAGUCUACUACUAUGAUAUCAGUAGCGAGUACAAUAUGAAGGCAGCAGAGAAAAUGGUCAAGGACGUCAACGAAGAAACACAAGUCUUUCCACAACACAGCUAUCAACAACUCUGCAAAGAGAUUUACUCGGAGAACCACCCCAGAAUCAUCAUCUUUAGUAUCCCCCACGAAUAUCCCGGUGAUGAGUGCGUCAAGGCUCUUCGACCGUACAUGACCAAGGGAGAUAUUGUUCUUGGCUGUUCAAACGAAUACUAUGUCAAUACGGAACGUCGACAAGCGGACCUUGAAAAUGAUUGGAUCUUUUAUGUCGGCUGUGGUGUCUCAGGUGGUUAUCAGAGCGCACGAGCCGGCCCGUCAAUGUCGCCAGGCGGCGACCCCCAAGCCCUCGAAAUCAUCAUGCCGCUUCUCAGAACAGUCGCAGCAAAGGAUCGCGAUGGCAAACCAUGUACCAGCCCAAAUGCCACGGCUAGUUGGCAGGAACAUCCAUACCUUUUGGUUGACAAGAUCCCACAUUGCACGGCUGAGGAGUUUCGGGCGGUCUGGCACUCUGAAUUGCCCACAUAUCCUAAAGAUCGGACAAGCAAGAAAGGAUGGAAAUGGCCUAGCAGAGUCCAGCUGCAAUAUGACAAGUACAAACUCUGGGAGAGCCUCCGAAAUGAAGCAGCGCAAGUCUUCUGGAGGGAGCUCAGGCUUGCCUUUGGCCAUAUGCAAUUAACUAACAAGUUUCUAGUCACUUCAAAGAACGCAAUAGGCACCUCGAGAUGUAUCCGUUUGCGAGAGUUAGCCUGUGAAAAGGCGAAUAUCGUCAGUGCGCAUUUGUUUAAGUGUACUUCGGCAGAAUUCGAUCAGCGCGCUGCUGAUGCUGAGGCUUCUGGGCGUCGUGUUCAGCCUUCGGCGAUGAAAGUUGCUCCAAGAGAUGAUUCUAUCGAGGAUCUUCGACAGGCGACGUACUUCUGUCUGUUGUUGUGUUUCACGCAAGGUCUACAGAUCAUUCGAGAGAUGGACCAACAGCGACAAUGGCACAUCAACUAUCAAGAGCUUCUUCAUGUCUGGAGCGCUGGAUCAAUCAUUCAAGCUGGCGGUAUUAUGGACCUACUUCACAAAGUCUACAGCGAAUCACCCGGUCAAAAGAACAACCUCCUAUCCAACAGUACGCUCGAGAACCAACUGACCAACCUUCUGCCUUCAAUGAAGCGAUGCAUCAUCGCAGCGUUGGAGUCCGACAUGGUGAUCCCAGCCAUGAGUCAGAGUUUGGAAUACUACAAGUAUUCAACCUUGGUUGAUCUGCCCACUCAAUUAGCAGAAGCAGAACUGGAUUACUUUGGCAACCACAAGUUCCAUCUAAAGGAAGAACACAGAGGUGAACCAAGCAAGGGAAAGCACCACUUCGAAUGGAAGCCAGCGAAAGGAGAACCCGACAGGUUUCGGCUGUGAAGAUCCUAGAAUAGUCUCCGAAUAGUCUCCGUAAUACAAUAAGCAAUUACAUUUCAAC
Messenger RNA from Fusarium redolens, 1572 nucleotides. RefSeq names its product 6-phosphogluconate dehydrogenase. Gene Ontology annotation, cellular component: cytosol. The record is from RefSeq and is a predicted model, not a curated record. Gene Ontology annotation, biological process: pentose-phosphate shunt; pentose-phosphate shunt, oxidative branch. Gene Ontology annotation, molecular function: NADP binding; phosphogluconate dehydrogenase (decarboxylating) activity. The coding region runs from base 114 to 1514 and encodes 466 amino acids. NCBI's taxonomy places the organism in Eukaryota, Fungi, Ascomycota, Sordariomycetes, Hypocreales, Nectriaceae. The transcript has 5 exons.